AUGGCUGGACGACUUAGUCACCGGCGACGUAUACCAGAACCCCAACCUGAGAGGGCAAUGCCAAGCGAUCAGUGGGAUUCGGAAGUGAUCGUUCACUAUGAGUCGCUGGCACCAAACUUUACUGUCACCACCAAAAUUUACUUUGCUAGGCUGGUUCGCGUUGCUGCAGCUCUACGGAAGAAACGGGAAGUCCACUUCUCCCACGCCACUACUCCCCCAAAAACAUUGCGAAGGAGACCAAAAAAAAAUUCAGUGCUCGGGAUGGCAUUCUUUGACCUUCUCACAGCACUCAAGAAAUACGGAUCCAACAAAUUAUCACCUGUUCUAGCUGCUAUCGAAUCACUUCAGAAAUAA
Molecule: messenger RNA, 354 nt
Organism: Haemonchus placei
Lineage: Eukaryota; Metazoa; Nematoda; Chromadorea; Rhabditida; Trichostrongylidae
Source: the annotation of a GenBank genome assembly